Molecule: messenger RNA, 1875 nt
Organism: Drosophila arizonae
Lineage: Eukaryota; Metazoa; Arthropoda; Insecta; Diptera; Drosophilidae
Gene: ssx
Product: sister-of-Sex-lethal
Cellular component (GO): ribonucleoprotein complex
Molecular function (GO): RNA binding
Source: RefSeq, a predicted model, not a curated record
GUGAAGUCGCCGCUUUCAAAGCGUUUACGGGAAAAAGUGCAAAUAAAAAAUAAAAUUUUCAAUAAGUGCAAGUGAACAGCCCAAGUGGGUUCAACAUUGAUUUGGAAUCAUGCCCAAGCCGGACAAAAUAAAGCAAAGGGCGAAAUUUAAAGAAGAAGACGACGAAGAUGAAGGAUCAUCGGAUAUUGACGAAAAAGAUUCUGAGGAUACAGUAGUGCAGGAGCGUGAAAGCCAGGAUAGCCAGGAUGAUGGCGAGGACAUGGAGGCGGAUAGCGAUGAUGACGACGACAGUGAUAGUGAUGACAAUAAUGAAAAUGGUGGCAAUGGUGGGAAUAGUAACAAUGGUGGCAAUGGUGGGAAUGGUGGCAAAGGUGGCAAUGAUGGCGACGAUGACGACGAUGACGAUGACGACGACGACGACGACGACGACGAUGACGAUGAUGACGACGAUGACAAAACAGAGGAUGAAGACGCUGCUGAGAAAAGCAAAUCGACAGCUAGUGAUAUUAAGAACAAUCAGAAUUCGAAAAUGCAGCAGCAGUCACAGUCACAGAAUGUAGAAGAUUCCGAUGAAGAUGACGACGAAGAGGAAGACGACGAUGAAGACGAGGACGAGGACCAACAGCAACAGCAGCAGCAGCAGCAGCAAAAGGAACAACAACAGCAGCAGCUGCAGCAGCAACAACAACAGGAGAAACAACACAACAAACAUAAGCAACAAACACAGCAUCGUCAACAGCCACAGAUGCAACAUCGUCAACAACAACAGCAGCAGAACAAACAGAGCAACACCAGCGGAGCUGCGGCCACUGGUGCUGCAUCAGCCGCUGCCGCCGCCAACACUGCUGAAGAUCGCACAAGCGCUACGAAUCUGAUCAUAAACUAUUUACCACAGGAUAUGACAGAUCGUGAGUUGUACAGAUUGUUCAGCAGUUGCGGCUCCAUCAAUACAUGCAAAAUUAUGCGUGACUAUAAGACGGGAUACAGCUUUGGCUACGGCUUCGUUGACUACAACUCGGAGGUCGACUCUGAGGAGGCAAUUCAAAAACUUAAUGGAUUUUAUGUGCGUAAUAAGCGUUUGAAGGUUUCAUAUGCACGACCUGGCGGGCAAUCGAUCAAGGACACCAACCUGUACGUGAUCAAUCUAUCCCGCAACAUUAACGAUGAUCAGCUGGAUAGAAUAUUUUCUCCAUACGGUCUGAUCGUCCAACGUAACAUCUUGCGGGAUAAACUAACCGGUCGUCCACGAGGCGUAGCAUUUGUACGUUAUAAUAAGCGCGAGGAAGCACAGGAAGCAAUUAAGGCACUCAACAACACCGUGCCGGAGGGCGGCUCACAGCCGAUUUGGGUGCGCCUGGCUGAGGAGCACGGCAAGGCGAAGGCUGCACAGUUUAUGUCGCAAAUUGGCGGGGGUCCGCAUAUGGGACAGCCGCAGCCACCGCUGCCACAUCACAUGGGCGGCCAUAUGCAGCAGCAGCAGGUGCCGCAUCAUCCACAGCAGAUGCACCACCAACAGCAGCAGCCACACCAUCAGCAGCACCAUCCACAACACCAUCAUCAACAUCAGCAGCAGCAUCAUCAUCAUCAGCAACAUCACAGUUUGCCACCGCCGCCACACCACCACAUGCAACAGUUGCAUCAUCAUCCGCACGGAGGUGGCGGCGGAAUGGGUGUCGGUGUCGGCGUCGGUGUCGGUGUCGGUCUCCCACAGCCGAUGCAUGGCGGUGGCGGGGUUGUCGGCGGCGGCGGCGGCGGCGUCGGCGGCUAUCACCACAAUAUGGCACACAGAGCUGCAUCACACAGGUGAAGUGUUCAUGCUGCCAUUGCCAAUCACUAUAAUGCCAAUGCCCCGACCACAAGCAGAGCGGCUGCAGC